This is a messenger RNA of Scomber japonicus (chub mackerel), 7047 nucleotides long. RefSeq names its product kinesin family member 26Ba (gene kif26ba). Gene Ontology annotation, biological process: microtubule-based movement. Bases 1 to 7047 code for a protein of 2348 amino acids. The record is from RefSeq and is a predicted model, not a curated record. The transcript has 28 exons. Gene Ontology annotation, molecular function: microtubule binding; ATP binding; microtubule motor activity. NCBI's taxonomy places the organism in Eukaryota, Metazoa, Chordata, Actinopteri, Scombriformes, Scombridae.
AUGACUUCACUGUCGGGGACCAAGGAGAGGUCUGUGAGCAGCCGGAGCAGAAAAUAUGGGGUGCCCGACACUUCCCCCACCAAAUCUGCCUCCUUUUUUCCAGACACAUGGUACCGAAAGGCUUAUGAGGAAACCUCACGGUCCAGCAUGCGGCCCACCCCGGAGGGUGCCGGCUCCAUGCCGAGCUCCACAGGUACUCCAUCACCUGGAUCAGGAAUCUCCUCACCAGGGUCAUUCUCUGGAUCACCAGGGACCAUCUCACCUGGGAUUGGCACAGAAUCUCCGGGUUCUCUUGGUGGCUCCCCAGGUUUUGGGACGGGAUCCCCAGGAUCAGGAAGUGGAAGUUCCCCUGGUAGUGAAAGAGGGAUAUGGUGUGAGAACUGCAACGCUAGGCUGACAGAGUUGAAAAGACAGGCAUUGAAACUGCUCAUCCCUGGACCUUACUCCAGCAAGGAUCCCUCCGUAUCUCUCCUCCUCCAUGAUAAGCUUCAGGUGCCCAACAGUUCUCGGCGAGCAUGGAACGAACGUGACAGUCGCUGUGAUGUAUGCGCCACUCACCUCACUCAGCUCAAACAGGAAGCAGUGCGCAUGGUCCUCACGCUCGACCAGUGGGACCUGUCUCCCACCUCUUCACCUUCUUCUCUGAUUGGACGAUAUGGAUCUCAGGGACCCCCAGGACCAAUAGGAGCAUCUGGAUCACGGGAAUGGCCUCCUCCUUUUCUCCCUUCUUCUUCCUCCUCAGCUACGGCUGCCAUUUCACAUUCUUCCUCCCAAUUACCUUCCCCAAGCCCCAGUCAGACACCAACACCCAGCCCAAGCCAUGGACCAUCCAACCCCAGCCAUGGGAGUCCCUCAGCUGGGCAAACAUCCAGCUGUGCUCCCACAAACCAACAACCUCAAGGCCCAGGGCACAGACUGGGGUCCAAGCCCAGCUCCCUUGGGCUUGGAGGUGGAAUGGACAGAAGAAAUGGGUCCCCCAGUUCAGGAAAAGCAGCCAGUGCUCAACAGCAGCUUGUAACUGGAGUAAACAGCCCUGGCAAUAAUGGUAGCACCAGCAGUAAUAAUGGGACUGGAGCAGUACUGAGUGCAGCAGCUUUACAGGCACAUCAGCACCUGAGCCGAACUAAUGGAGGAGUUACACUCUAUCCGUACCAGAUCUCUCAGAUGAUCUCGGAGGCUUCCAGGGAAGGUUUGAACGAAGCUGCCCUGAACCGCUACAACACACACUCACCCUCACACACAAAUUCACCAUCACACACAAACUCUCCCUCUCACACUCCAGCUGUAACCACGACGGCGCCGACCACCACCUCUGCUGCGGCCUCUUUCUUUGCCAGAGCUGCACAAAAGCUGAAUUUAGCAUCCAAGAAGAAGAAGAAGACAGCCGCUGUUACAACACCAGUGACAUCAUCAUCACCCUCGUGCGAUCCCCCUCUGUUUCCGACCAAUUUUAGCUCCGCCCUGCUGAUGGCCCCGCCCCCAGCUCCACCCUGUCUUCUCCGUGCAGCCAACAAGAUCAAAGACACCCCUGGGCUUGGCAAGGUGAAAGUGAUGGUACGUGUGUGUCCAGUGUCCCGGUCGGAUGCAACUGAGUCCAGUUCCUUUCUCAAAGUGGAUCCCAGGAAGAAACAAGUCACUAUCAUGGACCCCUCAGCCAAUCAGACAUCAAGCACUGCCUCCCAGAAAAAGGCAGGAGCAAAUCAGGUCCCUCCAAAGAUGUUCAGCUUUGAUGCUGCGUUCCCUCCUGACGCAUCACAGGCGGAGGUGUGCGCGGGAACAGUUGCCGAGGUGAUUCAGUCGGUGGUGAAUGGAGCAGAUGGCUGUGUCUUCUGCUUUGGACACUCCAAGCUGGGCAAAUCCUACACGAUGAUUGGCCGGGAUGACUCUCUUCAGAGUCUGGGUAUAAUCCCCUGCGCUAUCUCCUGGCUGUUUAAGCUUAUUGAUGAGAGAAAAGAAAAAACAGGAGCUCGCUUCUCUGUUCGUGUGUCUGCUGUCGAGGUUUGGGGAAAAGAGGAGAACCUUAAGGACUUGCUGUCUGAAGUGGCUACAGGCAGCUUACAGGAUGGGCAGUCACCUGGAGUCUACCUGUUUGAAGACCCCAUCUGUGGCAUGCAGCUCCAGAACCAGUCAGAACUGCGGGCUCCAACCCCAGAGAAGGCAGCCUGGUUCCUGGAUGCAGCCAUAGCAGCUCGACACAGUAGCAGACGUCCCAACACCACAGAGGAAGAACACAGGAACUCACACAUGCUGUUCACGUUACACAUAUACCAGUAUCGCAUGGAAAAGACAGGCAAAGGAGGAAUGUCAGGAGGUCGCAGUCGACUCCACCUGCUAGACCUGGGCAGCUGUGAUGUCAAAGUACUUGGAGGUGGAGGUGGUGGAGGUGGGAAAAGCAGAGAGAGCUCUUCACCUGGCUCAGCCCCUCUGUGCCUUUCUCUGUCAGCCCUUGGAAACGUGAUCCUGGCCCUGGUCAAUGGGAGCAAACACAUCCCAUACAAGGAUAGCAAGCUGACCAUGUUGCUAAGGGAGUCGCUAGGCAACAUGAACUGCCGGACUACCAUGAUUGCUCACAUCUCUGCCUCACCCAGAGAUUUCUCAGAAACCCUCUCCACGAUCCAGAUUGCAUCCCGCGUCCUCCGCAUGAAAAAGAAGAAAACUAAAGUCACUGUGCAAUAUACCUCCAGCUCCUCUGGAGGAGAGAGCUCCUGUGAGGAGGGUCGUAUGCGUCGCCCGACCCAUCUGAGACCUUUCCAUCACCGUGGUGACACUGACUCAGACCUCCCAUUGCUGCGCCUGUCCAGUGACCCUGACGAGUACUCGAGCAGCGAGCAGUCAUGUGACACAGUGAUCUAUGUGGGCCCAAAUGGGGCAGCGGUAUCGGAUAGAGAGCUGACGGACAAUGAGGGACCACCAGAAUUCGUGCCAAUUAUUCCUGCUCUGCUUCGAGGUAAAACAUCAGAGCAGCAUCAAACACAAAGUCAGGCAGUCGGAACCCAGAACAAGGUGCAGUCUCAGCCAGAGUGUCAGGACCAGCCCAGUGGCCCUUCUCAGGCCCUGCCCCAGCCUGCUCAGUCACUAUUAGGGCAGCCAUUGGCCCCCGUCCCAGAGGAGGGAGCUGAGUGCCUAAAAUGCAACACUUUUGCUGAGCUACAAGAGAGAUUGGACUGCAUUGAUGGCAGCGAGGAGGUGGCAAAGUUUCCCUUUGAAGAAGUUCCAGCUUGCAAAUCAGGUGCCAAACAAGAGCCAUGUCCACCUUCAACUGUUUCAACCUCAGCUCCUUCUGCUCCUGGCUCCCCAUGUGCCAUAGGAGGUGCAGUGCAGUUUACCUUCCCCUCAGCAGCAGCAGCAUCCCCUAGGAGGAGAACCAAUGACCAGCAACUGCAGGAGAUUAAGGAAGUGGUGGAGGAGGCGGAGCUGGCCCAGACAAUGAUCCACAGCCUCACUCAGAGUUCAGGUUCCCCUAUAGUUACUGGUUCCAGGAGUGUGACAGGAAGCAAUAGCAUCACCUCUAACCCUCUGCACAGGGCUAAGAGCUCCCACCUGCAUGACAGUCGUGAGAGUCUGAAUAUGGGCAGUAACAGUGAUGGGAAGGCUCGCCCACUGGGAUCACCACGCCUCGGCAUCGCCAGUCUGACCAAAACGUCAGACUACAGGCCUCCGUCCUCCCCGUCACAGCGAUGUAAAGUGUACACUCAGAAGGGCGUGAUGCCAGCAACACCCCCCUUGUCCUCACACACUUUGGCUCAGGACGGCCAGGCUACAGAUGCUUUGACCUCAGACAACAGUUUGGCUGCAGACAGUGGCCGUUCCUCCACUGAGUCCCUGCUGUCCAGGACUUCUCCUGUGGGCAUGAGCCCACAAGUUCGAGAGCCAACUCCAUCUCUGUCUGCCAGCCUUGGCUCAGCUGAGACACUUUGUGACGAUGAUGUCCCUCCAAUACCCUUGGACACUCACAAGGAUGUGUCAGGGCCAUCAGUAUCUGCAGGACCGGUUGGAUUUCUUGGGGAGGAUGAACUGGUGUGCACUAUGGCCUCUGGAGGUGAAGAGGAUCUUGAUGUAACAGCUCUCAUGGAGACUCAGGGCCUGACCUGUCGUCCAACGAGCAUCAUCAACUUCAACACUAACUGUUGCUCUGUCACCGCCCUCGCAUCAGGCUCUCAACCCAUCUGCUUUAUCAGAGGCACUGCUGAGGAUGGAGCUGUGGAGGAUUAUCAUAUGCCUACAGCUCUUGCAUCAACCUCUGGGGUCACAGAAGUGGUUGCCAUGGCAGAGGUGGCAAUGGCCAAGCUUCGUAUAGAGGGUGAAGCUUUAGCCUCAGGGAUGUCUAACUGUGGUUCCCCCAUCUCCUCCUGGAUGAGUGAUCUGAGUGUGGGCAGUGAGGCUGACCAGUCUCUCCACAGCUUCAGCCAGUCCCAGAGUCAGCAAGGGGAGGCUCUAGCUGAACCUGAACCCAACCAAAGCCUCUCUUUUGGAGGGGAUUAUUCUCCUUAUGAAAGCUGUGGCAGCCCAAGAAGAGGGAGUCUGGAAGGAGAGGUGGUGCCGUCUGAGAACGGGAGUGAUAAAGGAACUCCAACCAAGGACAGGCUGAGGAAACUGCCUCCCUCCAUGCCUAAAACUACCAUCCAAUCUCUGACAGGACCUUGUAACCUAUCUCCUUUCAAGGCCGCGAUCAGUGUUCACCCAUGUGUGGCUGUCAAACCCAUGCUCAUACAGGAACCCACCAUCCUCUCCUCACCCACCAAGACUAACUUAAUCAAAGACCCAGUCAAAUUCAGUGCACCUCUUUUAGCGUCCUUGUCCAGUGAUAUGAGCUUUGAAGAUCCUUGGUUGAAGCGUGGCAUGGAGGAGGAGAGGUCAAGGGACCUUGUGUGUGAAGUGAAACCAGAGAAAAGGGAAAAGACUGGAGCUGGGAAUGGGGACCAGCAGAGCUUCUAUAAGGAUGGAGGGGAUCAUGGUGGCUCCAGUUCAGGUGGGGAAGUUGUAUCAUCUCCAGAUUCCUUUAAGAGAGUGGUGGAUGGUUGUGAGAUGGUUGUUGUUGUCGCCCAAGGAGAAUGCCUGACUAAUAUCUACAGUACAGACAUCCACCGUACUGCCAGUCUUCCCCGUGGCUGGCACCGUCUGAACCGUCAUGACGGCUUAGAUAACGGAAUCGAGUACCGAAAUCUUGGUGUCACAACUUCAACUCCUUGCAGUCCCCGGGCCACACUUGACCGCCGUGGAUCAACUGGGAAACUUGGCUUUUUCUCCCACAAGAAGGGGGGAAUCCCACCUCUCCCUCCGAUACGGAAGUCCAGCCUCGACCAGAGGAACAGAGCAGCCAGCCCGCUUCACCAGACCAGUCAUGGGCUCUCACUGCUGGGCAACUCAGAGGAUGAUGCAGGAAUAUCUUCAAGUAUCACCAGACAGCGGGGCUCCAGCAUAGACAGCAGUCGACUUUUCAGCGCCAAGUUGGAACAACUUGCAAACAGAACCAACUCUCUGGGCCGAGUCCACAGCUCACACAGUGGUUCCCACCACUAUGACUGCUUCUCCCUGGAGAGAGGGGAGAGCCUGAGAGGAGGAGGAGGAGUGAGGGGGGACAGCACCAUGCCUCGUACUGGGCGCAGCCUCACCCGUGCUGGAUCAGUAUCUUCUCCUACUGGAAACACCAACAGCCCUAGUUUCAGUGCCAGUCCUGGUCAAAGCAGCAACCCACAGUCACCAUCCAAAACCAGUGGCCAGUCAAAGAUCUCAGCUGUCAGUAAACUGCUGAUGACCAGCAGUCCCAAGGCCAGGAGCCUAUCUGCCUCCAGCACCAAGACUCUGAGCUUUUCUACCAAGUCUCUAAGCCAAGCUGCCAGCCGCAGCUCCAGCCUUCCUCCUAAUGGAAAGCCUCAGAGCUCAGUCCAGAGCCCCCUGCAGCAGCAGGCACCUUCUCCUGGAUCCUGGUCUACCCAGUCCUUGAGUCGCAGUCGGGGGGGAAGCCUGGCUGCUAAGCUGCCUCUGCGGGCGGUCAAUGGUCGAAUCUCAGAGCUCCUCCAGGGAAGUGCAGGUUCCCGCUCCAGGAGUCAUUCCCAGGGAGGUGGCACAGAUCCUGUGGAGGAAAGAGGAGCUGGAGGAGCAAGUGGAGUGGGAGCUGGAGCUGGAGCUGCAGCAGGAAGUGGUGGUGGAGGUGGCCUGGCAGAGGAGAGGGCAGCAGUGGUCCAAACCCUCCCCUCUCCUUACAGCAAGAUCACAGCUCCCAGAAAACCACAUCGCUGCAGCAGCGGUCACGCCAGCGACAACAGCAGUGUACUGAGUGGUGAGCUGCCCCCAGCUAUGGGGAAGACAGCCUUGUUUUACCACAGUGGAGGCAGCAGUGGCUAUGAGAGCAUGUUGAGAGACAGCAGCGAGAACACAGGAAGCACAUCUUCUGCUCAGGACUCACUCAGUGAGCACAGCUCAGCAACCACUUCGUCCAGACGCAGCUCCAAGAGCGGCAAGAAGAGCAGGAGCAACACAGGUCUCCAGCGUCGUCGUCUGAUCCCAGCACUGACCUUGGACUCUUCCUCUUCUUCACCUUCUCACCGCUCCUCUAAACAAGCCAUCACCUCCUCUUCUUCCUCCUCCUCCAGCCCAGGUGCAUGUUGGGUAGAUGGCCCACUGGGGCCACCUGCUCCCACAAACCUCCGGGGUGCAGCCGCAACGACAGAAACCUUUGAGAUCAAGGUGUAUGAGAUAGACGACGUUGAGCGACUGCAGAAGAGGAGAGAUAAAACAGGGAACAAGGAGGUGGUGUAUGUCAGUGCCAAACUUCGUCUGUUGGAGCACCGCCAGCAGCGCAUCAGUGAGGUGCGAGCCAAGUACCAGUGUCUGAAGAAAGAACUGGAACAAACCAAACAGUACUUGAUGCUGGAACCACAUAAAUGGACCACUGAGUUUGAGCUACAGCAGGUCUAUGAAGUGGACUCACUGGAGUAUUUGGAAGCUCUGGAGAUGGUGACGGACAAACUAGAGACCAGAGUCAACUUCUGCAAAGCCCAUCUCAUGAUGAUUACCUGCUUUGAUGUGUCCUCAAGACAUCGGUAG